AUGGAAAACAAGGACGUUGCAACCAGUUGGGAUUACAACAGUGCUGAGAUUGGUGAAUUUGUGCCAAACAGUUGUACUGGAACUCAUUUCCCAAACGGAAUAGCCUGUGCCCCAUGGUUUCAACAGCAGGUGACAUCACAACCGCACUUAUGCAGUUCUGAAUUCGCUAGUAGUGUUGAGUCUGUUGGAGGACCCGCAUGUCGGGUUGGCAGUGAAGGUAGCGACUAUUGUUUUAUGAAUAAAUCUGUAUGUAGAAACGAAGAGGAAGGUGCGGAAGAAGUGGAGGGGAAUGAGGGGGAAUCCAACUUACGAUGGGGAAUGCACAUCCAUCCCGCGGCGCUCCGUGCGGUGCAGGCUUCUUCACGUGAAGUUGUUCAGGGUCUGAUUCGGGAUAAGGAACUCUUGUGUUCCCAAUUCGGUACGAUGCAACAAAACAUUCCUCUUGCUAUCACGUGGCAUGACACAACUGCACCGUCACCGAACCAAACGCUUGCGUCCACAUUUACGCCGCUACCCCAUAAGAAGCGUUCCCGCGAUCUCGUAACACUCCUCAGUGGCAUUUCACCGGAUUGGGAAGCGGCCGAAGAAGUUGGUGGAGCUUCCGCAGCCGCACAUGUUGGGGGGUUGGAAAUACAACGGAAGAGAUUUCGAGUGGAUAAUCCCACAAUUGGCUCAGCGGCAUACGAAGUGUCCAAAGCUGCAACCGCGGCAUCACCAAAGCCGUGGAUAAAAGCGCGUCAGAAGCGUGUGCGAGAGGAGGGAGAUGAGGAUGUGAAUGUGAAUGUGGAAUGGGGAAGGGGACGGGACGGAAAUGAAAACAGUGGCAGGUAA
This is a messenger RNA of Trypanosoma brucei brucei TREU927, 831 nucleotides long. RefSeq lists its product as hypothetical. The transcript has a single exon. Bases 1 to 831 code for a protein of 276 amino acids. NCBI's taxonomy places the organism in Eukaryota, Euglenozoa, Kinetoplastea, Trypanosomatida, Trypanosomatidae. The record is from RefSeq and is a predicted model, not a curated record.